This is a messenger RNA of Thyridium curvatum, 1059 nucleotides long. RefSeq lists its product as uncharacterized. The transcript has a single exon. The record is from RefSeq and is a predicted model, not a curated record. Lineage: Eukaryota; Fungi; Ascomycota; Sordariomycetes; Thyridiales; Thyridiaceae. The coding region runs from base 1 to 1059 and encodes 352 amino acids.
AUGUCAUACAAGCUAGCCAUAUCCUCCAUGUCCCUCGGCCGGGGCGUCGCCGGCCACGACCUCCAGGACAAGCUCGACAUGGCGGCCAAGUACGGGUACGAGGGGGUCGAGAUCUUCUACGAGGACCUGGCCGACCAGGCCCGGCGCUGGGCCGAGGAGGACGGCAGCCCGCCCGACCUGCUCGCCGCGGCCCGGUGCGUGCGCGGCCUGUGCGACGAGCGGGGGCUCAAGGUGAUCUGCCUGCAGCCCUUUGCGCAGUUCGAGGGCCUGCUCGACCGCGCCGAGCACGCGCGCCGCCUGCGCGAGCUGGCCGCCUGGCUCGACCUCGCGCGCGCGCUGGGCACCGACCUCGUCGCCCUGGCCUCGAGCUUCCUGCCCGCGGGCCAGGUGUCGGACAGCCUGGGCCUCAUCGUCGCCGACCUGCGCGAGGCGGCGGACCUGGCGGCCGGGGCCGGGGUGCGCCUGUCGUACGAGAGCCUGUGCUGGGGCACGCGCGUCGACGACUGGGAGGCCUGCUACGACGUCGUGUGCAAGGUCGACCGGCCCAACUUCGGCAUGUGCCUCGACACGUUCAACAUCGCGGGCCGGCUGUACGCCGACCCGACGAGCCCGACGGGCAAGCUGCCGCACGCCGACGAGGCCGUCCGGCGGUCCAUGGCGCGGCUCAUCGGCCGCGUCGACGCCGACAAGGUCUUUUACGUGCAGGUCGUCGACGCCGAGCGCCUGGCCAGCCCGCUGACGCCCUCGCACCCGUUCCACCAGCCGGGCCUGCCGGCGCGCAUGAGCUGGUCGCGCAACUGCCGGCUGUUCUACGGCGAGGAGGACCGGGGCGCCUUCCUGCCCGUGCGCGGCAUCGCGUGGGCGUGCCUCCGCGGCAUCGGGUACGAGGGGUGGGUCAGCAUGGAGCUGUACAACCGGCGCAUGGGGGACGCGGACCGCGGCGUGCCCGAGGAGCUGGCGCGCCGGGGCGCCGUGGCGUGGGAGAAGCUCGUCGCCGACAUGCGGGUGCCCGACUACCAGUACGACAGCAGCCUCCGGUCCACGCCCGAGUCGCCCUGA